AUGACAACAUUUAGACCUGAGAUUUACACGCUCGAGGGCUACCCCCACCGUAGCGUUCAAUCGCCGGACAGAAUCCUGGAGCACCCGUACGAGGGCGUGGCCACGCUCUACGAUAAUUACCUGCGCGCUCUCUCCCUCUAUCCUCACAACGCCUGCCUGGGGACACGUCGAUACAACGCCGACGGCACUCGUGGCGAGUACGAGUUCUCCACCUUCAAGCAGGUGGCCGAGAAGGCCGAGAACCUCGCUUCGGGCCUUGUGAACCUUGGCAUAAGAGCCGGCGACCGCAUUGGCACGUACUCUAUCAACAGGGAAGAGGUGGUGCUGGCUGAGCUUGCUGCCAACCUGCAGUCCUUCACCACCGUGCCCCUCUACGACACGCUCGGCGAGGAUGCUGUCGAGUAUGUGGUCGGCCACGCAGAGAUCGCGGUGAUCAUCUGCAGCCGCGACAAGACCGACAAGGUUCUGGCCGUGGCCUCUAAGCUGCCCAAGCUGCGGUACGUGCUCCAAAUGGAGGACUUUGCCCAGCGCGCCAAGGUGGGAGACAAAUACAAGGCUAGCGAGGACUGGAGCAAGUGCCUGGCUGGCACGCAGGUCAAGCUCAUUGAGCUCCUGGAUGUCCUCAAGAGUGGCCAAACUGGCAGGCAGCAGCACGUGCCGCCCAAGCCCGAUGACCUGGCGUCGAUUCUCUACACCUCCGGCACCACCGGCGAGCCCAAGGGUGUGAUGAUUCUGCACCGCAACAUGGUGUCCUCGGUGGCUGGCGCCAUUAAGAGCACGCCCAUCUACCCCACCGACGUCCAUCUCUCCUACUUGCCCCUGGCCCACAUCUUCGAGCGCAUCGUCAUGAUUUCCGGUAUGUCGGCCGGCGCCAGCCUCGGCUUCUACCAAGGGGACGUCAAGAAGCUGGUCGACGACAUCGCAGAGCUGAGGCCCACCACCUUCGUCGGCGUGCCUCGCGUGUUCCACCGCAUCUACGACAAGAUCAUGCAGGGCAUCAACGAGUCCCCCUGGCCUCGAAGGAAGCUCUUCUACUACGCCUUCCAGGCCAAGACCGAUGCCCUCAGGAAAGGCGAGGAGACUCCUUACUGGGACACGAUCGUGUUCAGCAAGAUCAAGGCCCGCUUCGGCGGACGCAUUCGUGUGGUCAUCUCCGGCUCUGCGCCGCUCUCGCCCACCGUACAGCACUUCCUUAGAGUCUGCUUGGGCUGCCCCGUGCUGCAGGGCUACGGUCUCUCCGAGACCUGCGCUGUCGCCACCGUGGCCACGCCCGAGCACACCGGCUAUGGCCAUGUUGGCGUUCCGAGCCAGUGCUGCGAAAUCAAGCUGUUUUCUGUUCCCGAGAUGGAAUACAACGUCACGGACGUCGAUGAAGAGGGCCGGCCCACGCCUCGCGGUGAAGUCUGCAUCCGCGGACCCAACGUGUUCGUCGGCUACUACAAGAUGGACGAGGCCACCAAGGCCACGUUCACCGAGGAUGGCUAUCUCCAGACCGGCGACAUCGGUCGGUGGAAUCCCGACGGCACGCUGUCCAUCAUCGACCGCAAGAAGAACAUCUUCAAGCUCUCUCAGGGCGAAUACAUCGCUGCGGAGAAGCUGGAGGGCGUGUUCACCCGCAGCGCCUACAUCUCGCAGAUGUUCGUGUAUGGCGACUCCUACAAGUCCUACCUCGUCGGCGUGGUCGUCCUCGACUUGGAAGCGCUCGUGCCCUGGGCGAAGCAGAACCUGAAGACGAAUGACUACAGCGGCGCUGCUCUCUGCGCAAACCCCGAGCUGCGCGGCUUCGAGCUGGUGAAGGCCAUCCACCUGGAGCACGCGGAGUUCAGCAUCGAUAACGGGCUUGUCACCCCGACCUUCAAGCUCAAGCGUGCCGCCCUCAAGAAGCACUAUGAGGAUGAGCUCAACAAGCUGUAUGAGGACAGGGACGCCCUCAAGCAGGAAAAGCACCAGAGCGCGGCACCUCCUGCUUCGUUCGAGAAGGCCAAACUGUAG
Acanthamoeba castellanii str. Neff is the source of this 1992-nucleotide messenger RNA. RefSeq names its product long chain acylcoA synthetase. Gene Ontology annotation, cellular component: endoplasmic reticulum; membrane. The coding region runs from base 1 to 1992 and encodes 663 amino acids. The record is from RefSeq and is a predicted model, not a curated record. Lineage: Eukaryota; Discosea; Longamoebia; Acanthamoebidae. Gene Ontology annotation, molecular function: long-chain fatty acid-CoA ligase activity. Gene Ontology annotation, biological process: fatty acid metabolic process. The transcript has 16 exons.